Anisakis simplex (herring worm) is the source of this 444-nucleotide messenger RNA. NCBI's taxonomy places the organism in Eukaryota, Metazoa, Nematoda, Chromadorea, Rhabditida, Anisakidae. The record is from the annotation of a GenBank genome assembly.
AUGAGGGUUUGGGGGAAAGAGAUCAGUUUAGCGGGAUAUUUUAAGAAGAUCGCAAACUGUCAAUAUUUACCGUGUCGUGCUAGGGUUGUGGGAUCGGUGCUCUUACAAGAUGAUGCGAAGGCGUCGUCGUCAUCGGUAGCGCUCGAUAUGGAUCACUUGGAGCAGCAUCGAAUGCAGCAGCAGAUAUCCCUAAUUGACGAACAAGAUGCGUACGUGCAGGCACGUUCAAGCACAAUGGAACAUAUCGAAAGUAGUAUUUCGGAACUGGGUCAAAUAUUUAGUCAGGUUCGUUUAGGAAGAAAGGCAUUUUUUCAGUUUAAAGUUGUUCGCGAUUGUGAAAAAUUGGGACUGACCUGGGAGAAAUUUGCUGCAAACUGUGAAGUGUGGAUUCUGCGUGAAAUUAUGAGCAUCUUAAAACUAGAUGAAGCGUAUGAAAAGUGGUGA